Molecule: messenger RNA, 381 nt
Organism: Seminavis robusta
Lineage: Eukaryota; Bacillariophyta; Bacillariophyceae; Naviculales; Naviculaceae
Source: the annotation of a GenBank genome assembly
AUGCAGGUUCACCUGAACAACAUUCAGGGUGACAUUCAGACCGACUUUAACAACAUGCAGGGUCAACAGAACAGCAUUCAGGCCAACGUUAACACCAUUCUUGGCGUAGUUCUGGGCCAACAAGAUCUUAUGGACAACAUGCAGGGCGAAGUGAACAACAUUCAGGGCAAGCUUACCAAUAUGCAGGCACGCCAAAUCAAUCUCUUGGCGUUUCGUGUCGAUUCUGCAAUUCAGCUCCUGCACGACAAUGCCAGAAACUUGCCUCCUUUGGCCAACAUGCCUCAAAACAGAGUGGAAUUGGACAAUUUGACUGAUGCAGACUUCAACACGCUUUAUGCAUUUUACAAUAUCCAACAUGACCCCGUCGAAACCAAGAAGUAG